AUGGGUGGCGGCGAUCUUAACCUCAAGAAGUCUUUCCAUCCAACGUUACGGCGAAAUCAGCAAGCCGUCUACGAGGAAGAACAAAAGGCCCUCGCCGAGCGCAAGCGCACCCAACAACGCAUCAAUGAAAUCAAAGAAGAGCGCGCCAAGGAGGAGCUGCAGCGGCAGCUCGAGGAUGCCGGCGGCAAGAAGAGAGUAGACCGGGUCGACUGGAUGUACCAAGGCCCUACCGAUGGUCAAGUUGGUACCAGCGAAGAGACCGAAGCGUAUCUCCUGGGCAAGAGGAGAAUCGACAACCUUAUCAAGGGAACAGAGCACAAGAAGCUGGAAAAGAGCGCGGGUGAGGAGAGUUUUAUGGCACUUCAGAAUGCGAACAGCGCAAGAGAUACAGCGUCCAAAAUUCGAGAUGAUCCUCUACUCGCCAUCAAGCGCCAGGAGCAAGCGGCUUACGAAGCCAUGAUGAACGACCCCAUCAGAAGACGGCAGCUACUGGCCUCCAUGGGAAUGGAGGAUGAAAAAAACAAGGAAAGGUCGCGGGACAAGGAGCACAGGCAUCGACGGAAACACCGACGACACCGAAGCAGGAGCAGGGACGCCGAGGAUGAUGAGAGGCGACAUAAGCGGCGGCACAGAUCGUAUUCACGGUCUCGGAGUCCCAGACGCCAGCGCGAUGAUGGUGACGAUGAAGAGCGAAGACGAAGACAUGGACGACGAAGAGAUUCUGGCGUAGAUCGAAGCCCACGGCGGGCACGAGAUGAUUCAGCGGGGAGAGAGAGAAGAUAUGAGAGCAGCCACAAAAGAAGUUCUUAUCAAGACAGCGAUGGCCGACGAAGGCAUGACAGUCCAAACUCGGGUGAUGGUGGACUACGGCGUCGCAGCCCGUCUCCAGACCGACAUGACAGGAGGCGCAGCGAUCAUUAUGCCCGGCGCGACGGCCAUGACAACAGACACCGAGAUGACAACAGAGAUGACAAUUGGAGGGGGUCACGGAAUGGAACCGGUCCCCAUCAUAGCGGCAAUGGACACGGGCACGGCAAUGGCCGAGCAAGACACCAGGCCCGUGGCAAGGACGAAGAUGGGGAGACAGAAAAAGCUCGCAAACUAGCGGCCAUGCAGUCGGCAGCAUCCGACAUGGACCUAGACCGCGAAAAGCGCCUUGCUGCUCUGGAACAAGAGGAACGGGCGGCACAGAAAGCGGACGAGAGAGCGAGAGAGCGAGGGGGUGAACGCGGCUUUGUCAAUGGGCUACACAAGCAGGCGGGCAAGCUUGGCUUGGGCGAGAGAAUGGGACGGAAUCGACAAGGAUACCAGCGGGAUGAUGAUUAG
This is a messenger RNA of Metarhizium brunneum ARSEF 3297, 1326 nucleotides long. It is a transcript of the gene CWC25, whose product is annotated as Pre-mRNA-splicing factor CWC25. Gene Ontology annotation, biological process: mRNA splicing, via spliceosome. Lineage: Eukaryota; Fungi; Ascomycota; Sordariomycetes; Hypocreales; Clavicipitaceae. Gene Ontology annotation, cellular component: U2-type spliceosomal complex. The record is from RefSeq and is a predicted model, not a curated record.